AGCCCAAACCAUUCUGGGAUCUUCAGUUGGAUCAAAAGAAAGCUACGUGUUUAAGCUUUAUUUUAGGCAAAUGGCAAUGGACAAUAGGUCUGGAAAGAAUAGAGGCCAUAAAUUUGUCCAGACACUACAAAAUAAGUUACAAAGUUUUCUUGGAAGUCAUGGGAUUUUGUUGGCCACGGAUUCCUUAAGGCAACUAAGUCUCUAGCUGAGGCAACCAACGAAGAGAUUGAAUCCAUUGGCCAGGCAAUUGGUGCCUUUGUGCUGUCCCUGUGCCAGUGAGGGCUGGAAUGGACACCAGGCAUUGGGACUGUGCGACAUUUAUCACAGGCACACACAGGAGUCUCUGCAGAAUGGCAACUGCUCAGAAGCAAAGGAAUUCUGUGAGUGCAAUUGUAUUUCCCAAGAAAAUAGCCACAGAGCAGCAAUCCCUGAUGCUGGUGAAGAGGCUCCUGGCAGUGGCAGUGUCCUGCAUCACGUACCUGAGGGGAAUCUUUCCUGAAAGUGCCUAUGGAACCAGAUACAUGGAUGAUGUCUGUGUCAAAAUUCUGCGGGAAGACAAAAACUGUCCUGGCUCUACCCAGCUGGUGAAAUGGAUGCUAGGAUGCUAUGAUGCCUUGCAGAAGAAAUAUCUGAGACAUAUUGUCCUAGCAGUCUGUACCCAGCUGGACGAUCCUCAGACAGUCACAGAGUGUUACCACUUCAAGUUCACGUACACCCACAAAGGGCCGCUCCUGGAUUUUGGCAGCAAGGACAAGAAGGCAGACUCCACCAUCACCUGUGCAGACACCAAGAAGGCCAGCAUCCUCCUCCUCCGCAAGAUCUACAUCCUGAUGCAGAACCUGAGCCCUCUGCCCAACGAUGUCUGCCUCACCAUGAAACUCCUGUACUAUGAUGAGGUUACACCCCCUGAUUACCAGCCUCCAGGGUUCAAGGAGGCCAGGGAUGAGGGGCUGAUGUUUAAUAUGGAGCCCAUUUACCUGAACGUGGGGGAAGUGCCAACGCCUUUUCACAUGCUGAAAUUGAAAAUUACAACUGAGAAACAGCGCAUGGAGAAUGUUGAUAAGAACACCCUAAAGCAGGGAGAGACUGCUGAGCUUCUCCAGGUGUGUGGAGUGAGCAGAGAUGAUCCAGAAGAAGAGAGCCAGGACAUGAAAGAGAAUCCUGUCUUGGAUAAUGAAGAUAAGAAUCAUGUAAAUACUUCAGAAGCUCAAGAAAAGAAUUCAACUCAUGAAGAGGAAGCUGGAGGGAUCCAGACUCCCCCCUGUGUUUCUAAUUCUCAGGUUGAUCAUUUGACCCAUAAAACGUCUGAGCUGAUUGUGUCAGAGAGCAGGACAAGAAGUGGAAAGAUAUUCCAAAGCUGCAUUGUGCAGCAGGCUGAGCUCUCCUCCAGCCAGGAUAUGCUGCCCAAAAGGAGGAAGCUCAGCGAGCCCAAGGAGCAGUUUUAGCCGCCCACCACCGCUGGCCUGAGUUCUCUGCUCCCAUUCUCUUGUUCCACGUCGCUGUUGGGUUUUAAGGAUCUGUUCUGCUCCAUUAGCAGUCCCCCAGGAGCGUGUUUUAAGGAAGGAAAACGUCAGGAAGCCCAGCUGAAGAAUUUCAAACUGAUUUUGUACAGGACCAUCAGGCAGCGCCAGAAAUCCUCGGAUUUGGGGGUUUGUGGGUUGGCUCCAGGUCCUGAUGGUGAUGGAGGAAAUUCAUCCCCCCAGCACAAGGUUUCAGCAGUGCCUUUGGGCUGUGGUUCCGAGCUCAGAGCCUGCCUUGCCCCAGAACCCCUCCAGUUUUGGGGUGAUUUCCAGAGCUUUCCAAAGGGCUGGGCUGUCAGUUACAGGUUGUUAAGAGUUUUGGGGUUACAGUGUUUGCUUUUCCUACCGGGACAGUUGGAGGAGUUGGAUGCUUUGCAUUUCUGCCAGACCAGAAGCACCAUACUCAGGUGAAAAUCCAGCCCUCUUCAUGCCUUAAAUUCCAGCCUCCCUGCCAGAGAAGGCAGGAAUCUCUCAUGCCAGGUCUCCAGGCCAGGAAGAGCCGUGGCAGAGGCUGUUUCAGGGUGUCAGAGCACGGGGAGAACCUGCGUGUCCUUGGAACGAUUUCUGGCACAGCUUUCUCCUCCAACACCGAACCCUUCCCUGUCCGGCUGCCGUCGGGAAUGGAGGCACGGGCGGGGACAGCUGCACGAUUCUUGGCGGUUUUGGCUUUGCAAUUAAGAAUGUUCAUCAUCAGUCCUCUAUUAAACGGCGUUCGCCUUCGGCA
This is a messenger RNA of Cyanistes caeruleus (blue tit), 2244 nucleotides long. NCBI's taxonomy places the organism in Eukaryota, Metazoa, Chordata, Aves, Passeriformes, Paridae. The record is from RefSeq and is a predicted model, not a curated record.